CAAGCCAAGGCGUCCAACAAACACAAACAAAACGUUACUUGACCGCUUCGGUAUAAUGAAAAUUAUCGUAAAUAUCGAGUGGUAUGUUGGGUUGCCGACGUUCCGGUGUCCGACGAUACUAACAAUAAUUUCCAUCUAAUUCCAGCGCUUAGUGCGAAAUGACUGACAAAAUAAAGGGUAUAGAAUAAGUGGAACGUGGCAAAACACGGGAUUUUUUCGGUGCCGAUUACGAAUUAAGCCCGGGCGUUGUUCGACUAGUGUCGUUUGCGUGUUGUACUCCUAAUAGAGAUGGUGUACUAAUUGUCAGGAUUGCCUUGAAGGAAACCGAACGCCUUGUUUCGAAACUGUAUACAAUGGCCCAUUGUUCAAAGGUAACCCGGCCAAAAAGCCGACCGCGUGAACGUCGAGAUGACAUUGCCGGCUGCGCGUUCUUUACGUGCCGGCGCAGCCGAUAAGGCGACGCCCCACGUAUCGCGACGCAGGGCUGGUCGCCUUAGCGCCGCGUGGGCGGACCUGCCCGCGAUUACGGCCGCGGCCGCGGCCGCGAAAAAGUCGACAGCGCGCCGCGCGGUCUGUUCUUGGCACGUCGACUACGGAACCCUACUGCAGGACAGGGACGACGCAUGCGCCGCAGGUGACACGGGCGUCGAAAAAGAAAUCACGGCGUGCAAGAAAGAAAAAGUGGCGGAAUACGUUUCGCUGCUAGAUCCGUCAGCGCCUAGGAUCCGUCCGACGAAAGGCGGCGGCCGUCAUUCGACGUCGACCCCAGUACCAACGCACACCAAUGCGAUCCAAAAUCCACCGGCCGAACCGAAUACGAGGCACUCGUUCAUCGAAACUGCGGUACCCGCGGCGACCCAAGCUGCGAUGCCCAGUCUUAAGUCGUUGCUGUCGAAAGGGCGGGGCGCGGGUGGCCGAAACGGCGAGAAUUCGAACGCCGCGACGCCCCUUGUGAAGACCGGCAACGGCGAAGUGCCUUCGGUCAUCAAACCGGCUACCAGCCUAGCAAGUCUGCGGAAAUGCGAAACCGUACUCGCGCUCACCGGCAUCCUCAGGUCGGCGUCUUCGUCGUCUUCCAUCGAGCCGCUGCAACCGCUGAAUCGGCUAAGGGUGCGGCCGGACUACGGGCAGUCGCAUCGCAUGUGCUCGCGAUGCUCGAGCCUGUUGACGCUCGCGUCCGGCUCGCGCUACUCGCUCGACUCGAGUAACGGCGGGUUCGUGCGGCUCGCCUCCGGCACCAAAAUGACCGCCGCUCCCGCUGCCCCGCCCGUCUUGUGCAAGCUGUGCCUGUCCGAAGUGCCCGCCCACGGGAUCGUGCGAAUCGCGCAGUGCAACUGCUCGUUCUGCGGCGAGUGUAUGAAGACGUACGUCGAGUUCGAAAUAGCCGAAGGCGCGUACGACAUUUCUUGUCCCGACGCGCAGUGUCCCGCGCAGGGUGUCCUCCACGAGGAUGAGAUCGGAGCUCUGGUCGGCACCGACAAGCUGCAGAAGCACAAAAAGUACCGACUUAAUCGUGAGGUGGAGCUCGACAAGAACCGUUGCUGGUGUCCAAGGGCGGGCUGCGAGACAGUCUGUAACCUGUGCCCGUCGCAGCCUUGCUCGCCGCAGAGUGUCUUUUGCCCGACGUGCUCGACCGACUUUUGUAGCAACUGCAAACUCGAGUGGCACGCGGGCUCCACCUGCGACGAGUACGGGCGACGGCUGGCGAGUGAGGGGCGGGCCAAUCCCGACAUCGGCAUACCGUUCGACUCGGAUCUCAUCAAGUGUUGCCCGAUGUGCGGCGUGCCGAUCGAAAAGGACGAAGGCUGCGCUCAGAUGAUGUGCAAACGUUGCAAGCACGUCUUUUGCUGGUACUGCCUUGCGAGUUUGGACGACGACUUUUUGCUUAGACAUUACGACAAGGGUCCGUGCAAGAACAAGCUAGGACAUUCGCGCGCUUCGGUGAUCUGGCACCGGACUCAGGUGAUUGGCAUUUUCGCUGGGUUCGGAAUUUUACUACUGGUGGCAUCGCCGCUCCUGCUGUUGGCCGCUCCCUGCAUAGUUUGCUGCAAGUGCCGGAUCUGCAGUGCCGAGACGACCAAGCUCGACAACGACGACGAGGAAGCAGGGUUGGGCGACGAUUCGUGAUACUAUUUUUAGUGACCCCUUUACCCCCCCCCCAGAUUUAGUUUUGUUCUUAGCUCUUAAAAAGGUUGGGGAUAUUUUCUUAAGUACCAAUUAAAUUUGAUGGAACCAUCGAAACUGAUAGAGUUAAUCGGGAAAACGUUUAAAAAAUAUACAAUUAAUGUGAUAUUUUGUAAUAGAUCGAAGAUUAUUAUUAUUAUAUGACACUGUUUCACAAUGUUAAUCGUGUAUAUAACGUAUUAUUAAAUUUGACAAAAUAAAUAAUGUUGGCCUUUUCUGGUUUUAAAUAUUUAA
Cylas formicarius (sweet potato weevil) is the source of this 2418-nucleotide messenger RNA. RefSeq lists its product as uncharacterized. The transcript is spliced from 7 exons. Lineage: Eukaryota; Metazoa; Arthropoda; Insecta; Coleoptera; Brentidae. The record is from RefSeq and is a predicted model, not a curated record. Gene Ontology annotation, molecular function: ubiquitin protein ligase activity; zinc ion binding; ubiquitin conjugating enzyme binding. Gene Ontology annotation, biological process: positive regulation of proteasomal ubiquitin-dependent protein catabolic process; protein polyubiquitination; ubiquitin-dependent protein catabolic process. The coding region runs from base 409 to 2127 and encodes 572 amino acids. Gene Ontology annotation, cellular component: cytoplasm; ubiquitin ligase complex.